AACUGUCGCUUCGACCUCGAACAACAGAGCAUUUUCUCGGGGUUGUAGGGUUUAUCGCUCGCUCCGUCACCCCCACCGUCGCGGUCGUCGCCGUCGUCGUCGCCGCCGCGCAGCGUAGCGUCUGUCGACCUGUUCCGUCGAGAAAUGGCGCUGAGACUCGGAAUCGCGAGACGGCUCCUCUCGACCUCGAGUUUCGCCUCCCAGCUUUCGGCUCCUGCGGCCACAGCUACCGCCGCCGCCGGCGACAAGCCCGCGCCUAUUCCUUCCGACACUCUCUUCGUCUCGGGUAAGGCACUGGGACUCGGGAUCGCGAGAAGGCUUCUCUCGACCUCGAGUUUCGCCUCUCAGCUCUCGGCUCCCGCGGCCACAGCUGCCGCCGCCGCCGCCGCCGGCGACAAGCCCGCGCCUAUCCCUUCUGAUACUCUCUUCGUCUCGGGGCUUAAUAAGAGAACGACGACAGAGAAGCUCCACGAGGCAUUCUCAAAAUUUGGCCAAGUUGUUCACGCCAAAGUGGUUACAGAUCGGAAUUCUGGGUACUCAAAAGGAUUUGGCUUUGUGAAGUAUGCGACACUAGACGAUGCUGCAAAAGGAAUAGAAGGAAUGGAUGCAAAGUUUCUUGACGGAUGGGUUAUAUUUGCUGAGUAUGCUCGGCCAAGACCUCCCCCUGGACAGGCGACAUCUCAGGACACAUACAUGCCAAGGAGCGGAUACUGAAACAUUCCGGUAUCAAUACAGGCCUAUAUUAGCAUGAACUAAGGCCUCGAAUUGUAUUCUGUUCAAGUAUCUGCACUGGACUUGUUAAGUCAUUGACGUUGGUGUUAUAUUAUUCUUUAAAUCCAAGCAUGAGGUCUUCUUUA
This is a messenger RNA of Syzygium oleosum, 857 nucleotides long. Its product is annotated as organelle RRM domain-containing protein 2, mitochondrial-like. The transcript has 4 exons. Gene Ontology annotation, biological process: mitochondrial mRNA modification. Gene Ontology annotation, cellular component: mitochondrion. Lineage: Eukaryota; Viridiplantae; Streptophyta; Magnoliopsida; Myrtales; Myrtaceae. The record is from RefSeq and is a predicted model, not a curated record. Gene Ontology annotation, molecular function: RNA binding. Bases 145 to 714 code for a protein of 189 amino acids.